UUCUCCGCACAGUUCCAAUUUCCGUGUAUCUCUCUUUCGGUCCGGUGAAAUGGUUCGCCUGUUUCUUACACUUUCUCCGGCGAUUUCCCGAUUCAAUAUUUAUCCUGGAAUCUCUAUAUUAGCGACUAAUCCUUCUCUCAGGUUACAAAAACACCAUCAACUUAAAACCAAAACGCCCGCUUUCUCGUUAAUCCCUCCUUCAUCUUCACCCAAUUUCCAAAGGACGCCUUCUAACUCUACCGGAACAAGAACUUUCUCGUCACCCAAAAGUGGAAAUUCGAGUUUUGGUGAUAAUUUGGUUGUUUUGGGCAUUGAAACGAGCUGCGACGACACUGCUGCUGCUGUCGUGAGAGGUAAUGGUGAAGUUCUUAGUCAAGUCAUUUCUUCUCAGGCAGACCUGCUUGCCCAAUAUGGAGGCGUCGCUCCUAAACAGGCUGAAGAAGCACACUCCAGGGUUAUCGAUAAGGUUGUGCAAGACGCUCUUGAUAGAGCCAAUUUGAGCGAGAAGGAUCUCUCUGCUGUUGCUGUAACUAUUGGACCUGGUUUGAGCCUCUGUCUACGCGUUGGUGUACGGAAGGCUCGAAGAGUUGCUGGUGAAUUCAAUCUCCCAAUGGUUGGGGUGCAUCACAUGGAGGCUCAUGCCCUUGUAGCUAGAUUAGUGGAACAGGAGUUAAGCUUUCCGUUCAUGGCAUUGCUUAUAUCAGGAGGGCACAAUCUUCUAGUUCUCGCUCAUAAGCUAGGUCAGUACACCCAACUUGGGACUACCGUAGAUGAUGCUAUAGGCGAAGCCUUUGACAAGACAGCAAAAUGGCUUGGCCUUGAUAUGCGUAGAAGUGGCGGACCAGCUGUUGAAGAACUUGCUCUGGAGGGUGAUGCCAAAUCUGUUAAGUUUAAUGUUCCAAUGAAAAAUCAUAAAGACUGCAACUUUUCAUAUGCUGGUUUGAAGACACAAGUGAGGCUAGCCAUUGAAGCCAAAGAUAUCGAUUGUAAACAUCCCCUCUCUUCGGCAACAAACGAAGACAGAAGAAACCGUGCUGAUAUUGCUGCUUCUUUCCAGCGAGUAGCUGUUUUGCAUCUGGAGGAAAAGUGUGAACGAGCAAUAGACUGGGCAUUAGAACUAGAGCCUUCUAUAAAACAUAUGGUAGUCUCUGGUGGUGUUGCUUCAAACAAGUAUGUACGACUUCGACUCAAUAACAUUGUUAAAAACAAAGAACUGAAACUUGUUUGCCCUCCUCCAAGCCUUUGCACAGACAAUGGAGUAAUGGUGGCUUGGACAGGUCUCGAGCAUUUUCGUGUAGGAAGAUACGAUCCACCUCCACCUGCAAUUGAACCUGAGGAUUACGUGUAUGAUCUUCGACCGAGGUGGCCUCUCGGAGAGGAGUAUGCGAAAGGAAGAAGCGAUGCUCGUUCUAUGAGAACUGCACGGAUUCACCCGUCACUUACUUCAAUCAUCCGAGCGGAUUCUCUUCAACAACAAACACAAACAUAAUAAGAAAGAUAGUCUCCUUAAAAAAAACUAGACAGAUUCCAAAUCUUUUAGCUUGAUUUCUCUCUGCAUGUAUAUGUAACCUUUUCAGUUUUCACGGAGUAAGAAACACGCUUUCCGGUUAAUAUUGAAUUAGUUCCGUUCAAUCA
Molecule: messenger RNA, 1635 nt
Organism: Capsella rubella
Lineage: Eukaryota; Viridiplantae; Streptophyta; Magnoliopsida; Brassicales; Brassicaceae
Product: probable tRNA N6-adenosine threonylcarbamoyltransferase, mitochondrial
Exons: 13
Coding region: 50-1489 (479 amino acids)
Biological process (GO): tRNA threonylcarbamoyladenosine modification
Cellular component (GO): mitochondrion
Source: RefSeq, a predicted model, not a curated record